GCCAGUGCCUAGUUACUCCUCCAAAGAUUUACUGACAAGUGUACCCCAUCCUCGCGCGGACAUACAGGAGUUGAUCAGGUCGAAUAAAGAGCUCGAGAGCACUUCAGAGGUUUUGUUAUUUUAAGCAGAUGGGCGGAAAGAAACAUGAGGAAGAGCAAAACAGCUCCGAGUAUGGUCAACCGGUUCAAUAUGACCCCACAUUCAAUGGCCCCAUUCACAAAAGGAGCUGUACAGACAUCAUAUGUUGUGCUCUGUUCAUGCUGGUCAUCACCGGUUACAUGGUGGUCGGAAUUCUUGCCUGGUUAUAUGGAGACCCGCGGCAUGUGCUGUAUCCCAGGAACUCCACCGGAAUGUUCUGUGGACUCGGAGUGAACAAAGAUAAGCCUAAUGUCAUGUAUUUUGACAUCCUCAAAUGCGCCACAGCGACCAACAUCAUGGCUGCAGCUCUACAGGGACUCCAGUGUCCAACCACACAGGUUUGUGUGAAGUCGUGUCCGGCUGAGUUUUGGGCGUUGUCUCCGUUAGCAAACUUGGCGAACGCAAAGCCGGCGGAUUAUUUCAAACAGGAAUACUGUGUGCCGUCAUUUCAACUGCAAGAUACAAAACUUUCAUCUAUGCAGAUCAUAAACCAAGAGCUGUGUCCAUUUUUCCUCACACCAACAACCUCUGUGUUGGGAAGAUGUUUGCCCAGUUUUGGAGGAGAUGCGUUUAAUCCAAGUAACAUUCCCACAAACUUCAGCAUUAAUAACAUGAGUGCAAAUCAGUCUGUGAACGCCAUCAUGAAUGCAACAGGUUUUGCAGGUGCAUCAAACGACCUGGUAAACGGUUUUAACGCCAAAGACGUCGGCUUGCGCAUCUUUGAGGACUUCGCAAAUUCCUGGCAGUGGAUCGUAGCUGGUCUGGUUAUUGCAAUGGUGGUGAGCGUACUCUUCCUGCUGUUGAUGCGCUUCACGGCGCCCAUCCUGGUGUGGGUGCUCAUCAUUGGGGUUUUGGCUGUGGGUGCUUUCGGUAUCUGGUACUGCUAUAAUGAAUAUCAGUCGCUGGCUAACUCGAACCUGACCUUCAAUAAUGUGGGCGUCACCUCUAAUGUUCAAGUCUAUCUGCAGGUGCGAGACACCUGGCUGGCGUUCUUGAUUAUUCUGUGUGUUGUCGAAGCAAUUCUGCUGUUGGCGUUAAUCUUCUUGAGGACUCGUAUUCUCAUCGCCAUCGCCCUUAUUCAAGAGACCAGCAAGGCGUUGGGUCACAUGAUGUCGACUCUUUUCUACCCCAUCAUCACAUUUGUACUGCUGUUGGUGUGUGUGUCGUACUGGGGCAUCACAGCACUAUAUCUGGCUACAUCAGGUGGGCCCAUGUACAAGGUUGUGGCACUAAACACCUCUCAGGGCGACUGCAGCACCAUAGGCGCCAAUGUGACAUGCGACCCUGAGAAGUUUAACAUUACGCAGUACCCCACGUGUCCGUCUGCUCGCUGUGUGUUUAUAAACUAUAACACAGAGGGUCUGUUCCAGAAGAAUCUCUUUAACCUGCAGAUCUAUAACGUGGUGGCGUUCCUGUGGUGUGCUAAUUUCGUCAUUGCUCUGGGACACUGUACGCUGGCUGGAGCGUUCGGCUCGUAUUACUGGGCCUUCAGUAAACCUGCAGAUAUCCCGACAUUCCCGCUGACACAGUCCUUUAUGAGAGCACUACGGUAUCACGUGGGCUCGCUGGCGUUCGGCGCUCUGAUUCUCACGCUGGUUCAGCUCGUCAGGAUCAUUCUGGAGUAUUUGGAUCACAAGUUUAAAGAGGCGCAGAACCCGUGCACGCGGUUCAUCAUGUGCUGUCUCAAAUGCUGUUUCUGGUGUCUGGAGAAGUUCAUCAAGUUUAUCAACAGAAACGCUUACAUCAUGAUCGCCAUAUACGGGAAAAACUUCUGUGUGUCGGCUAAGAACGCUUUCUCUCUGCUCAUGAGGAAUAUUGUGAGGGUGGUGGUUCUGGAUAAAGUGACGGAUCUUCUGCUGUUCUUCGGGAAGCUGCUGGUUGUUGGUGGAGUUGGUGUGCUGGCGUUCUUCUUCUUCUCCGGCAGAAUUCCGGGUUCAGGAACCACGUUUGAAACCGCUGCUCUGAACUACUACUGGAUGCCCAUCAUCACGGUUGUAUUCGGAGCGUACCUCAUUGCUCACGGGUUCUUCAGUGUCUAUAACAUGGGCGUCGACACACUCUUCCUGUGUUUCUUGGAGGAUCUGGAGCGUAACGAUGGCAGUCCACAGAAACCUUAUUUCAUGUCCAAAAACCUGAUGAAGAUCUUAAACAAGAAGAACAAACAGCCAAAGACAGGCUGAUGAUGAAGAUGAUGAUGACUAUGAUGGUGAUGAAGAUGAUGACGAUGGUGAAACGUUUCACACUCAAGCACAGUCACUUUUAAACUCAAAAUACAGAACGCAAUUAAUGUUCAGACACUUUUAAAACCACUUUAUUCUCCAUUUCAUUUUCUGUUUUUAAGUACUCAAAAUCCCUCUAAAACCAGCAAACCAGACCUGUAAAGCACCUUACGUAAGCCGUGUUCAAGCAGGGAAACACAAGUUACUGUUUUAUCUUGUCCAUCAUAACCACCAGAGAUUAUUUAAGGAUGCUGUCCACUGUUAAUCUGCUUUAAUGAAAAUGUGCCAGUGAAUUUCAGCUUCUGUUUGAGGCACUUUGAAGCGAACACAAGAAACGGACUCGAGAAACGGUCAGUGCAUUUGGACUGAAGUUGUCUGUGAGCCAAAGCGCCAUUAUUAGCACUAUAAAUAUGAUUUCUAUUCCAUUUGUAUUUAGUCUUUGAAGAUAUGCAAAGCUAGACUGUGUGUGUGAAAAAGUAUUUGUGUAUUUUUCACACCAAAUUGUUUUAGAUCUUCAGAAGAGAUAUAAUGUAAAACAAAGGCAACCUGAGUAAACACAGAAUACAGUUUUCAAAUAUAUAUUUUUUAUUGAAGCAAAAGUGUUAUCCAACACCGAUAUCACCCAUGUGAAAAACAAACUGCAUCAAACGUGUCUGAUAUCUGGAGAUCAGUCGUUCACAACACUGUGGGGGGAUUCUGUCCCGCUAUUCUUCACAGAACUGCUUUAGUUCAGACACACUGGAGGGUUUUUGAUCAUGAACUGGCCGUUUAAGGUCCUGUCACAGCAUCUCAAGACAGGACUAUGACUGGGCCACUCCAAAACUUUAAUAUCUCUUCUUUUGAGUCAUUCAGAGGUGGACUUACUCCUGUGCUUUGGAUCAUUGUCUAAGUUGUGCUUGAGCUUCAACUCACAGACUGAUGACGGGACGUUCUCCUUUAGGAUUUUCUGGUGGAGCAGAAUUCAUGUGUUCCUCAAUUAUUGCAAGUUUAAACCCCCCACACAGUCACACGACCACCAUCAUGCUUGACCGUAGGUAUGAUGAUCUUUUAGAGGAAUUCUGUGUUUGAUUGACAGCAGAUGUAACGGGACCCCUGUCUCCCAAACACUUCCACUUUCAACUCAUCAGUCCACAGAACAUUCUCCCAAAAGCACUGAGGAUCAUCAAGGGGUGUUUUGGCAAAAUUUCAGAUGAGUCUUAAUGUUCUUCUGGGUCAGCAGUGGUUCGCCACUCUUGCAUGGAUGGCAUUUUUGCCCCGUGGCUUUCUGAUAGUGGAGUCAUGAGCGGUGACCUUUAUUGAUGCGAGAGACGCCUGCAGUUACUUGGAUUUUUGUGACUUCCUGGAUGAGUCGUCGCUGUGCUCUUGGAGGAAUUUUGGAAGGACAGACACUUCUGGGAGGGUUCACUACUGUGCCAAGUUCUCUCCAUUUGGAGAUAAUGACUCUCAGUGGGGUUCUUUGGAGUCCCAGAACCUUUGAAAAAACUUUGUACCCCUGCCCAGACUGAUGUACUUCAAUCACCUGUUUUUCUUUCAACCACGGCAAUAGUGUGCUACUGGGUGAGAACUUUUAGCCAACUUCAUGCAGCUGUAAACGUUGUAUUUAGGUGUUGAUUUGAUUGAACAGGCCUGCAGUAAUCCGGUCCAGCCAAACCCCAUUAUGAAUGCAGUUUCAUAGAUUUGGGAUGUAGUAACUAAGGGGGACAAAUACUUUUUCACACAGGCUCAAUUGAUGUUGGAUCACUUUUUUGCUUCAUUAAAUAACAUUAUCAUUUAAAAACUGUACUUGUGUUUUCUCAGAUUGCUUUUGUUUUAUGUUUGAGAUUGAUUGAAGUUAUGAAACAAUUUAGUGCGAGAUAUAUUCACAAAAACAGACGAAAUCAGGAUGGGGCAAAUACUUUUUCACAGCACUAAUAAUAUAUAUAUAUAUAUAUAUAUAUAUAUAUAUAUAUAUAUAAACUAUAUUGCAUGUAUAACUGUUAUUGAUGACAGAUUUUUGGUGUAGAUUAAUAAUUACAUUUGAACAUGUUUUUACGGCCAAUUUUUUCACUUUGAAAUGCACAAUCAAAUAAAAACACAUUCCAACAUUUUUAAUCAAUUUAAAUUUUUAAAGAGUUUUUUUAUUGUUUUAUCAUUGCAUUAGCGUGUGCGCACAUGUUCACACUGUUUUAUUUGAUUUGUAUAUCUGUUACUGUGUGAUUUUACUGUAAGUGGAUAUGAACUGAGAUAUUUAUUGAGAUAUUAAAAUGUAAUAA
Molecule: messenger RNA, 4609 nt
Organism: Xyrauchen texanus (razorback sucker)
Lineage: Eukaryota; Metazoa; Chordata; Actinopteri; Cypriniformes; Catostomidae
Product: choline transporter-like protein 4
Exons: 23
Coding region: 129-2318 (729 amino acids)
Biological process (GO): choline transport; thiamine pyrophosphate transmembrane transport
Cellular component (GO): plasma membrane
Molecular function (GO): thiamine pyrophosphate transmembrane transporter activity
Source: RefSeq, a predicted model, not a curated record